AUGAUCACACAUGCCAUAUACAAUCAAUUGGCUAAUGAGUCGAUACGAGUUGAGCUUGUGUAUGAAAAUAGUCCUAUGAUAGCUGGGAGUGAUGAGCUGUCAGCCUUAAUCAGGUUUAGGUACAUCGGGAAACUGCCUGAGGAAUCUGCGGUAUUGAACGGUGCAGAUUCAAAUCAAGAUGCCGACACGGAGUCCGAGCCGCAGCUGAAAUCUGAGGAACAAUCUGGAUGGUCUGGAUUGAGGAGGAUAUCUUCCCAUUUCUCAAACAAUGCUCGUGCUUUGUUUCUGCAAGAGCUGGAGUCUUUGCCCGAAGAACAGGACUCGCUGGAGAAUGACCAAACACUGUUGUUGGGCUAUGUUCAGGUCCUCAGUUAUCUUGUGACAAAUCCAGAGAUAUUGGAUGAUUCUCAAUUCGAAGAUCUGCGAAAAAAGAGUAUUAUCGGAGGGAAGCUGUGUGGUAUCAGUGGGCUCGAAAUGGGUUCUGAAGGCUCUAAACCAAACGGAUUUCUGGGAGGAGUGGCCAAUGUGUUUCACACUGAACUAGGAUCAGAGAAAAAUGACUCCACAAGUGGUUCCGGGCUAAAAAACCUGAAGCCAUUCUAUUCCUCGUCUCAGUCGAUUCUAUUCUCAGAUCUUACAUUUAGACCCUCGACUUAUAACACGGCCACUGCAUCCCAGGAGAUGGUGAGAUCAUUCUAUAUUGGUCUGAAACUGCCUGUGGACUUGCCUCCUUCAUAUGAGAGUGAGAAUUUAAAGAUCCAACACUCACUCGUGUUGGGGUACCAGCUGACGGAAAACCACAAACUGUCAAAUAAGACCAUGUUUUUCCCUCUGAAAGUACAGGCAUACGUCAAUAAACGUGCUCAGCAACCUGUCUACAAAUUGACGUCAUCGCGUUUGAGCAAGCCAGUGGAAAAUGAGAAAAUCGUGUUCUUGAACAACAAUCUGGAGGGACUCAAUAAUGGCUUCAGUUUCAACUCACAACAGAUUCAGCAUCACCAACCGCAGAUCAGCAGAAAGAUGAGUUUUCGUACAAUCAGGCGAAGACUCGGCAUGGGCGAUAAACGGUCGAGGCGGACUUCUAGUAUGACGAGUCUUAACAGCUACACCCAGCGACUUUCGCUGGAAGCAGAUUACGGUGAAACCCAGGAAGAGGUCGAAGAGGAUCAAAAACAGGCGGAUAUGUUUGCCAAGUAUGUUACAGAGUUGAACACUAAGGAUGUCAACGAAGUUGUUCGGGUGCAAGAUGCUUUUGAGGCCGAAUCAAAUUUGAACAAAGAAGCCUCUAACACGCUGACUCCCAGAGAAGAGCUUUUAUCUGUUUUUGCGGAUCUCAACAGUAUCAAAAAGGAAUCAACAGAGUCAACUGAACUCGAGGUUCUCAUUCCUACAAAGCCUCAGUCCAAGUUUCUGCUGCGUGUCAAUGGGGAAUACGUCUACAAAGUUUCGUUCAAUAAGACGGUGUUCAAGAUUGGAGACAUCAUCUCCAUAAACAUUCAACUGAACAACGAUCUCAGUAUUUCGGGUCUGGAAACUUCGCUUAAACAGGUGGAAACGUUUCCAGAUGAAGCAUACCUGCUGAAGAACGAGUAUGGUGACUUCAACCCAGCCAUAGCCAAAAACAGAAAGGCGGAAACCACGUUGGUAUCCAAAUCAGUCUCCACGUUUCAGACCCAAGAAAUCAACCAGGAUAUCCAUAUUCCCCACUUCAUCACGUCACAAUUUAGCUCUGAUGUGGUCAAAGUGAACUAUAUCCUCGAAAUCACCUGUAUCUUUGUCGCUGACCAGAAAGCGACCGAGAAUGCUGAAAACGGCGCCGCAAGAAGGCAGUUUGAGCUUGUAUCUGUGUUCAACGAUAGCAAGGGCAUUCUGUAUAAGCCUGCGGAUUAUUUGUCAAACGGCAGAGAGUUGAAGUGCAGGAUUCCAGUGAUAAUUUUGCCCAAUUACGAGCAGGACUUUGGGUUCGUGUUGAAUAAUCAUUGA
This is a messenger RNA of Kuraishia capsulata CBS 1993, 1983 nucleotides long. RefSeq lists its product as uncharacterized. The transcript has a single exon. The record is from RefSeq and is a predicted model, not a curated record. Gene Ontology annotation, cellular component: Golgi membrane; Ric1-Rgp1 guanyl-nucleotide exchange factor complex. Gene Ontology annotation, biological process: retrograde transport, endosome to Golgi. NCBI's taxonomy places the organism in Eukaryota, Fungi, Ascomycota, Pichiomycetes, Pichiales, Pichiaceae. Bases 1 to 1983 code for a protein of 660 amino acids.